UGUUUCAGAUAUCCCGGUCGCCCUGUACACGUUCGCAUGAACUUAAGUUGGCAAGUUCGAGUGACACAUGGUCAUUGCGCCCACCUUUGCCCAGAGUGACUACCCAGCAGCUCCACCUUCCCCAGUGACACACAGAAACAAAACCCAAAAGACCAAACUCCACCUCAAGACCAACAGUAAUCUCUUAACUCGUAGGUGUGUUGGUUCUCUUCCGACUUCCUGAUCCGUUUGAUACUGUUCUACAACUCAAAGCUCACCCGAACAACCUCUCCUCAACUCUCGACAUCUUUCCUCCUCUUUUUUUUUUAUCCCUCUCCUUCUCCGAUAACGAAAUCUUGUCGUCAUCUGGCUUACACCGAUUGACUGAUUGGCUUACUGACCGAUAUUGCACCACUGCCCAUCACCCCUGGUACUGACUAAACCCAAUCAUCACCCUUCACAUCCACCUUGGUUCCCGAACCGCGCACCCCGUUCGACUCGAUCGAUUAUCAGCCUCCACUAGAACAUCACCAUGGGUCUCAGUGUUUCACGGCUGUUUACCGGCUUGUUCGGUCGGAAAGAAAUGCGAAUUCUCAUGGUUGGGCUCGAUGCAGCUGGUAAAACGACGAUCCUCUACAAGUUGAAACUCGGUGAAAUUGUGACGACGAUUCCAACGAUCGGAUUCAACGUCGAGACGGUGGAAUAUAAAAACAUCUCAUUUACCGUCUGGGAUGUGGGUGGACAAGAUAAGAUCCGACCUCUUUGGAGACAUUAUUUCCAAAACACUCAAGGAAUCAUCUUCGUAGUUGAUUCAAACGAUCGUGAGCGUGUAUCAGAAGCCAGAGAAGAGUUGCAACGCAUGCUCAACGAAGACGAAUUACGCGAUGCACUCUUGCUUGUUCUUGCCAACAAGCAAGAUUUGCCGAAUGCGAUGAACGCAGCUGAGAUCACUGAUAAGCUCGGCUUGCACUCGCUCCGUUCGAGAACUUGGUAUAUUCAAGCCACCUGCGCCACUUCUGGUGAUGGGUUAUAUGAGGGUUUAGAUUGGCUCUCCGGUAAUCUUAAGCGCAAAUCUUAAUCAUGCCGGCCAGGAAACGAAGAUCAGUGAAAAAAGUAUAACGUGUCGUUGUCUCCUUCCACACUCUCUUUUCUCUUACACCAGAUGUGUUUUCAUGCACAAUCUCACUCUCUUCAGGGAGGUCCAUUCCUUUCUUCACUCUUGUUAGAAGAAGCCCUGUUUUGAACUCCUAGUUUUUGUGCUUGCCCUGUUCACAUCAAUUCCUCCACAACAUUACUUUUCUACGCUUAUUGUAUGCUUUUUUUUGUUCAGUUUCCAUUAUCUUCCCAUUCAUGCAUACGUUGCUGCACUCUUGUUGCUGUCCCGCUCUCCAUCGCACCUCAUCUCUUUGAUUUUCAGUAGGCUUUUGGGGAGGAAGGGAGUGUGAGGCUCAAGUGAAUGGAGACAAAGCUAGAAACGAAGAGGUAGCCCGUCUAUAGAGAAAACUAUCUUAUUGAUAAUGAACUUCAGAGAACGAACAUGUCCCUGACAAUCAUAAUCUCGCUAACUCUGACCAACUUUUCGAUUCACUGAGCACAACACCCUCGACAUGCUUGACAUUGUUAUUCUAAGCUGACAUGCUGAUCGUUG
Molecule: messenger RNA, 1627 nt
Organism: Puccinia graminis f. sp. tritici CRL 75-36-700-3
Lineage: Eukaryota; Fungi; Basidiomycota; Pucciniomycetes; Pucciniales; Pucciniaceae
Product: ADP-ribosylation factor
Exons: 7
Coding region: 512-1057 (181 amino acids)
Biological process (GO): intracellular protein transport; vesicle-mediated transport
Cellular component (GO): cytoplasm; plasma membrane
Molecular function (GO): GTP binding; GTPase activity
Source: RefSeq, a predicted model, not a curated record